UGGCGGCCAGGUGAGGCGCGGGGGAGGCGAGGGCGAGCCGCCCGCCUUCCUUGGCUGCCCGUCCAGGAAGGAAGGGAAAGAAGGAAGGAAGGAAGGAAAGGAAGAAAGAAAGAAAGAGAGACAAAAGAAAAGAAAAGCAGAUUCGGUUGCCACCACAGACGGAGAGAAACUCUUUGCGCGGAUCGCAGCUGCCCCCCCACCCCGCCCCUGCCCCUGAUGGCACCAGACGACGGGACCGAAUGGCUGCUGCAGCUGCUGAGCGAAAUCCAACUGGAGCAGUUUUACACCAGGAUCCGCGAUGAGCUUCACGUCACGCGCCCCAGCCAUUUUGACUACGUCAAGCCCCUCGACCUGGACCGCAUCGGCCUGGGGCGCCCAGGUCAGCGGCGGCUCGAAGAGGCCUUGAAACGGCGGAAGGGUCAAAGCCAGCGCCCCAAGUCCUGGGUCUAUAAGAUGUUCACAGGGGCGCGAAGCCCAGAAAACGAAGAGACCCCCAACUCCCAGCCCCCGGUCCCUCCCCGGCUGGAGACGGACGCCUCCCUCAAAUGCUUGAUCAGCGAGUGGGACCUUCACCUCUGCGAGCGGCUGGGCGACGGAUGCUUCGGGGUGGUGCACCGGGCCGAGUGGCGCGCGCCUGGCGGGGCCUUGAUCCCGGUGGCCGUCAAGACGCUGCGUUCGGAUGUCUCCUCCGACCCGGGGGCCCUGAUUGACUUCCUCAAUGAGGUCAACGCCAUGUGCUGCCUGGAUCACCCCCAUCUCCUCCGCCUCCACGGCGUGGUGCUCACCCAGCCCCUCAAGAUGGUCACGGAAUUGGCCGCGCUGGGUUCGCUCUACGACCGGCUCGAGCCGCCCUUCCCUCUGCACCAGCUCUGGAGCUACGCCGUGCAGGUGGCGGGGGCCAUGGCUUACCUGGAGUCCAAGCUCUUCGUCCACCGGGAUCUGGCCGCCCGUAACAUCCUCCUGGUCUCCGAGGACCACGCCAAGAUUGGCGAUUUCGGCCUGAUGCGCCCGCUGUCCAGCAAGAGUGACCGCUACGUCAUGUCCGCUCACCGGCGCAUCCCGUUUGCCUGGUGCGCCCCCGAGAGCCUGCGCCUGGGCAUCUUCACCAGCGCGUCGGACGUCUGGAUGUUCGGGGUGACCCUCUGGGAGAUGUUCUCCUACUGCGAGGAGCCCUGGGUGGGCUUGACCGGCAGGCAGAUCAUGAUCAAAAUCGACCGAGAAGGAGGCCGCUUAGAAAGGACCGACGAUUGCCCCAAGAGCAUCUACAACCUGGCACUGAAAUGCUGGGCUCACAACCCCGACGAAAGGCCCAAAUUCCGGGAAAUUAUCCACCUAUUGCAGGAGAUCAUGAUCAAAAUCGACCGAGAAGGAGGCCGCUUAGAAAGGACCGACGAUUGCCCCAAGAGCAUCUACAACCUGGCACUGAAAUGCUGGGCUCACAACCCCGACGAAAGGCCCAAAUUCCGGGAAAUUAUCCACCUAUUGCAGGAGCUCCGUCCCAAAGAGAUGACGGCCAACCGCGGGUUCGGGGAGCCCGGCUGGCUGAGGCUGGAAGCGAACGACCCGGUCACUAUUAUCGAAAGCGGCCCCGAAUCCUCCACCUGGCGGGGGCAGAACAAGCGGACUCUCAAAGUUGGCAUCUUCCCGUCUUCCGUCGUGGGAGCAGUCGAGGAAGGAGCGCCCCCUGUUGGAGCCCCGCGGAUCAGCCACCCCAUCCGAAGUUCCUUCCUUCACCUGAGUCACGGGGAUAUCGACCCUGAGCGGGGAUGGGGGUCUCCAGACCAGAAGGAGGAAAAAAAGCCGAAACCGCACGGCGGGAAUCUGGGUCCCAGCAAGAACAAGCAGCUACAGCAACUAGCCCGCCUCUCCAAAAGCUUGGAGUCCAUUUCCGAGUGGUCUAUUCUGCGCCACAAGCCGAGAUUCCCCCCCUUCCGGACGGACGGGCCCGGUCGGACCCCCCAGCGGCGCUUCAGCGACCUCCCCACCCCCCUCCCGUCGCCCCCCCAGCCGGACAGCCGCAGCGCCAAACCCACCGCCCGCAUCCCGAACCCGGCUCUGCCUUCCUGGGCGCUGCCCAAGCCGGAAGCCGCGGGGGCCAAAGAGAAAGACCAGCGGAUGGGCCGGAUGGGCCCCAAAGGCGCCGGGGGGCCACACCCUCCCGGCGGGCAGAGGCUGACCAUGGGGGAGAUCGAGAAGAAGAUCAAAGAGGUGGAAGAGCGGGUGCACGGAGUGACCACUGAGGAGUGUCUGGAGGCCCUGCGGAUGAACGCCUGGGAGGUCCCCAAAACCGUCCAGUUGCUGAAGGUCCACCAGCUCUUCAACCUGAGCUCUCUGUCAUGGGACGAAUGCCGUCGGAUCCUGGAGAAGCACCGCUGGAACCUGGCCAUGGCCUCCCGUUACGUCCUCAGCCGGGGGCUCCGGACCUGAGCAGGAACCUGGGGAGUGGAGGGGGGCCCCCAAGGCCCAUCCUGAAGGGCCCAGGAUCCCCACUCACCUGUGCCAGUGGGCAGGAAAGCACACCUGGCCUUCCCCAGCGCCCUCCAUGGUCUCCUGGCCGAUUGUCCAGCCACUUAUGACGAUGGCCACACGGAGGGGGCAGCCCAAACGCAAACCAGCCACCCCCCCCUCCUCUUCCUUUUGGCCAGAGAGACUCCGAAGACGAUGGUCCAGUUGACCAGCCUGCGAAUGCAGCCCUCCUCUGAACCUCAGGACACAAGGUCCUAGUCCUCUUUGAGGAGGGCCACCUCAACUGGGCGUUUUCUAACUCCCAAAGAUCUGCAGGUUUCCUUAUUUAUAAGCACGGCUAGCUUGGACUCUUUAGAUUUAUUUCUCCUGCAUGAACGCUCGCUGUAUUUGGGGAGGGGCAGAGGGGGGGAAGGCAAAGCCCCCUCCCCAAAUGCCCAUGUGCCCGAAGGGGUGGGGGCUCUUGGAUGGAAGGGCCUCUCUGAUGUAAAUAUGGGGUCAUCGGACAAUAAAGGUGAGCAUCUGUUAGUGCGCUCCUGGGGUGUCUCUAAAAGAGGAGGAUGAGGAAGAGGGGAAGAGAGGGAAGUGGAGGUGAACUUGUGAGGAAGAGAAGGGGGAGGGGGAGGGGAAGGAGAAAGAAGAGGAAGAGAAAGAGAAAGAAGAGGAAGGGAAGAAGAGAAAGGAGGAAGAGGAAGGAGGAGAAGAGACAAGGGGAAGAGGAAAGGAAGGAGAAACAAGAGAAGGAGAAGAGAUGAGGGGAAGAGGAGGCAAAGGAGGAGGGGGAGGAAGAGAGGAGGGAAGAGAAGGAGGAAAGGAGGAGGAGGAAGGGAAGGAAAGGAGGGGAAGAGAUGAGGAAGAGGAAGGGAAGCAGGGGAUAGGGAAGAGGAAGAGAAGAGGUGAGGAGGAACGGGAGGGGAAGGGAAGAAGAGGAAGAGAAGGAGAAGAGGAGGAAGGGAAGGAGGAGAAAAGGAGGAGGAGAAAGGGAAGUGGGAAGAGGAGGAGGAAAGGAAGAGAUGAGGAAGAGGGAGGGAAGCGGGGAAGGGAAGAGGAAG
Ahaetulla prasina is the source of this 3515-nucleotide messenger RNA. RefSeq names its product tyrosine kinase non receptor 1 (gene TNK1). Lineage: Eukaryota; Metazoa; Chordata; Lepidosauria; Squamata; Colubridae. Gene Ontology annotation, biological process: positive regulation of kinase activity; protein phosphorylation; cell surface receptor protein tyrosine kinase signaling pathway. The transcript is spliced from 15 exons. The record is from RefSeq and is a predicted model, not a curated record. Gene Ontology annotation, molecular function: protein binding; transmembrane receptor protein tyrosine kinase activity; ATP binding. The coding region runs from base 217 to 2427 and encodes 736 amino acids. Gene Ontology annotation, cellular component: signaling receptor complex.